CCGAGAACCAGCCUCGUGUGAAUGUCUUGAGGAUCAUUUGCCAACUGGCAAAAUCACCUGGCGGCGCCAUCAUUCCUUUGCCAGCUCAACAUAGCCACGAUCAGGACGUGAAUAGGCUUAUCACCUAUCGAACUACUACGGUGGUGUCUACCGACGGAGUCAUGAAGCUGCCUGUUCGCACCGACCACCGACGGUGAAACUGCUUGCAUAAAUACAUCAUCCUCGCCCUCGCUUGAUCCAAGGUCGAUCAAGAGGUUGGCGACAAAAAUGAGUUUCCUCGAUUCUGUCCUCUCGUCCAUCGAGACGGGCAAACCGAAACCGAUUCCUACAUCCUCUCCCGUGCCAACUCCUUCUAUCCCAUCAUCAAACUCGAAACCAGACACUCGUAAACCAACACCAACGGGUCGUCCUGCCACUAUCGAGCGAAAGAAUGGGGUCGCAGCGGGGACAAAACGAAAAGCCGAGGAGCCGCUGCCACGGACUCAGAAGCCUGGGGCACAAAUCCCCUCCAGACCAGCGCCCGGAAAGUCCACAAAUACCCCAGCGCUCUCCAACCAGCGCCCAACUACCAUGGCAAAACCCGUAAAGUCCACAGCAAGCGGUAAUGUAGCAACUGCCAGGAAGACGCCACCAGUCUCAUCAAAGCCUCCACCAAAAGGUUCCUAUGCGGAAAUAAUGGCAAAAGCAAAGGCUGCGCAACAGAAUGCCCCCACUCAGGUUGGGAUGUUCAAACAUCAAUCAGUGCCUAAGGAAAAGCUGAGCAAAAUGGAGCGCAAGAAACGGUUGAUGGAGGCACAGGCAAAGGAGAAAGACGCCAAACAGACAAAGCGGGGGGGCUCUUCUUCCGCCACAUCUGCAGCUAGCAAAUUUGGGAAUCUAAAGCCUGGCAACAAACAAGAAACAGAAGAGCCCACCUACAAGGGCACUGCAAGGCCGCCGCCUUCCCAGCCAGAAUACCGUGGCACUGCUAAUCUUCCGAGCCGACAUGGCGAUCGCCGUGGUCAGUUCCGGGCAAAUAAACGACCACGAGCAGACGAAUAUCUUGGAACAGAUGAAGAAGACGAGGGUGACUACGCGGAUGACUAUGACGACUACUACUCAGAAUCUUCCGACAUGGAGGCAGGUAUAGAUGAUGUGGAGCAGGAGGAAGCACGAGCGCUGGCUGCAGCCAGGCGUGAGGAUGAAGCAGACAUGCUUGCGGAGGCUGCGGCUAAGAAGGAGAAGAUGGAGCGCCGCAAGAAGCUCGCUUCGUUGGCGUCUAAGAGACACUAGCUGCAAGUAUCUUCGCCCUUACCAACUACGUAUUUCAACUUUUUCAUUUCUUAUCUUAUCGGUUAUCAUUCGACUGUUCAAUUUAGAACCGGAGCAUCAGCAUGGAAUACCCGGGGGUGCAUUGCAGAAGUGGCUUUGUUUAUUGCACUAUGAUAUGCCUCUCACCUUCUUAAGUUACUUUAUCCGUCUUGGUUUAUUUCUUGUUAACAUAUUAUUUUCAAGCAUCAGCGAGCGUCAAGGUAUUGGUAGAUGGGAACAACACUGUUCUCCCCGCCAAUUUUCUGUUUUGCAUUAUGGCUGAUACGCAGGCGUCAUUGUUCAUAUUACUUAGGUAGAUCCGAUGUAGAUUCUCAUAUUUAUGACCAUUCUUCGGGAGUCUAGUACUUUAGUUCUCCUUCAUUUCUAUCCAACAAAAUCCCCG
Aspergillus versicolor CBS 583.65 is the source of this 1693-nucleotide messenger RNA. RefSeq lists its product as uncharacterized. Gene Ontology annotation, molecular function: DNA binding; histone binding. NCBI's taxonomy places the organism in Eukaryota, Fungi, Ascomycota, Eurotiomycetes, Eurotiales, Aspergillaceae. The record is from RefSeq and is a predicted model, not a curated record. The transcript has 2 exons. Gene Ontology annotation, biological process: regulation of DNA-templated transcription; nucleosome assembly. Gene Ontology annotation, cellular component: nucleolus. Bases 268 to 1272 code for a protein of 334 amino acids.